CAAUAGUUCAUGCACAGUAGAGUGAUAAGACCGCCGCUGGCAGCCUCUAGCCUCGUCACCGACCGACAAACUCAUUCUCCGCUAGAACUAGAAGUGAUCGUGAUCGUGAUCGCGUGCGUGCGUGCGUGUGCAGUGCCACCGGAAGUAGAAAGCAGGAAGAAGAGAGAACGCUAGGUUUGGUUGGUUGGGGCUGCACCACCUGCCGCUGAUCCAGGUCCCGUAGGUGGGUGUGAUGGGGAUGAUGGAACGGCAGGAACGGUUUGUGGUGCUGUUGGUGAUGGUGGUUAGUGUGUUCGGGAUGCUGAUGGUUUCAGCCGUCGGUGACCUUGGUGAGGAUACCCUGCUCGCUUCCAACCUCCCUGAGCAUGCGCUAGAGGUGGAGAGGGACGAUGAUGGGGAGGAUGCGAGUUCGCCAGCGGGAGGAUCGACAAACGAAACACCUGCGGAUGUGACGUCAACCGCUCGACCAACAUCCGGUGAUGGAGAUGAUGGUGGUGGUGGUGGUGGUGGUGAUAUCGCACGGCUGGCACUGGUAAGUGCCCGCUUUCGGCAGCACAUUGACGAGCUGCGACGGGCCGGGGAUCGGCUCGAUAUCGUCUUCCUGGUCGAUGCGAGCUCGAGCGUCGGUCCGGCCAACUUUGCCAGCGAGCUGCGCUUCGUAAAGAAGCUGCUGGCGGCCGACUUUGACGUGCGGCUCAACCGGACGCGCGUCGCCCUCGUGACGUUCAGCUCGCGCCGGAAGGUGUUCCGCCACGUCGAUCAGAUCUCGCGGCCCGACGCGUCCAACGACAAGUGUGGUCUGCUGCACGACGCGCUGCCCGCCGUCGGUUACAGCGGUGGCGGCACCUACACCUACGGUGCCCUCCGGGAAGCGGAAGCGAUCCUGGCCGGUGAUCCCGAUCCGCAGGCCGGUGCCGACGCGACGCCGGCGCGCAUCGUUUUUCUCGUCACCGAUGGCUACUCGAACGGGCGCAACCCGGUACCGGUGGCCGCACGCCUGAAGGCGGCCGGUGUCCACAUCUUUGCCCUUGCCAUCGAGACCGGCAACGGGGACGAGCUGUCGGCGCUGGUGUCGGCCGAACCGUACCUUUACCUGCUCCGCAGCUACGACCAGUUCGAGGCGCUCGUACGGCAGGCCCUACACCUCGACUACCGCCCCGGACCGUCCCAUCCUGUCGCGAAUCGGUCGCUGUGUGACCGGCUGUGUGAUCAGCCCUCGUCGUCGUCGGAUGGUGGCGGCGGCGGCUGCUGUGACCAGCGUGCCAUCUGUAGCUGCGGCACUACGUCCGGUCACUACCAGUGCACCUGCGAGCCGGGGUACGAUGGUAGCGGGCUGCGCGGUGACUGUCAACCCUGCGCCAACGGUAGCUACUGGGAGGAUGGUGGUGAUGGUGGUGGCCGUUGCCGGCAGUGUCCCCACAGCCGGCAGAUUACGUUGCGGCUGGGUGCGACCGCGGUCAGCGAGUGCGUCUGCCCGCACGGUUACCAGGCGAACGAGGAUGGACGGUGCGUGGCGGUGACGUGUGCCGAGCUGGUCGCGCCCCCGAACGGUUACUUCGUGAUGGAACCGAAACCGUGCGGCCGGGUACUGAACGCAGCCUGCGGUGUCCGCUGUCGACCCGGUUACGAGCUCUCCGGUAGCAGCAUUCGGCUGUGCCAGGAGAACGGCCAUUGGUCUGGUACCGAGGCCAAGUGUACGCUGAAGAUGUGCCCACCGCUCAGCAUCCCGUACUACGGUAUGACGGUGUGCUCCAACCCCGAUCUGGAGCUGUACUACGAUUACACGCCGCGGAACAAAACGUUCAUGCGCAACUACAGCAGCGCGGUCGAGCGCUACACCGAGCAGAUGCCGAUCGACACCGAGUGCUCGUUCAAGUGCGGACCGGGCUACUACCUGAAAGGUUCCCACAACCGCAACUGUCUGCCGCUCUCCAAGUGGGACGGUCUGCACACAACCUGCAAGCAGAUCGUGUGCCCGGCGCUACCGGCGGUACCGUACGGGACGUACGAGCCGACUGACUGCGCGACGUCCAAGUCCGCCUUCGGCACCAACUGUACGCUCGUGUGUGACUUUGGGUUUGAGAUGAAGGGUGGCCCAUCGACCAAACAGUGUGGCGGACGGCGAACGGGCGUGUGGAGCAAAUCGAAGACGCCACGGUGCGUCGACAUAGCGCCACCGUUUCUCGAGUGUCCGGGUGCGUACGAGGUGCUGCUGGAGGACGACUACCCGUACAGUGUGGUGCGCCGGUUGCAGCAACCCUACGUCUACGACAACAGUGGCGAUAACUUUACGUACUGGGUGAAACCGGCACUGCGCGAUGGCGGCACGCAGCUACCGCUCGGUGAGCACGAGUUCACGUACGUUGCGGUGGACGCGUUUAAGAACAAGGCGCGCUGCAGCUUUCGCGUGACCGUGAUCGACCGGACACCGCCCGUACUGGAGGGUUGUGACGGUGGGUCCGGUCAGGCCGCGGCCGUGUACUACGUCAGCCAGCCGGACAAUCCGCAGGAGACGCUGGUGCGCUGGGAGGAGCCGACCGUGUUCGAUAAUGCGGGCGCAGCCGGUGUCACGAUGACGCAGAACGUGACGCACGGUUAUCUGCCGGUCGGUACGCAUACGGUGCUGUACCGGGCGGUUGAUGCCGCCGGCAACGAGGCCAACUGUACGGUGCGGGUCGAGGUGCGGCAGUACAGCUGCGAGACGCUACCGGAACCACCGAAUGGGUUCGCCGUCUGUGCGCACAAUGGGAGCCACGUCUGGUGUGAGCUGAGCUGCCGGGAGGACUUUGCUUUCGCCCAUAAUCAGACCACCGACACGGUGCUGCUGGUGUGUGACCGAGCACGCCCGACCUGGCCUGGCGGUGGCGAUGGCAGCGGCAGCGGCUUCGCUGAUCUGCCCGAAUGCAGUGCAGUCGUGCGGCCACUGGGCGUCGAGAAGGUGCUGACGCUGCAGCUGGAGCAACCGGGGCUUCUCGAGCCGACGCUCUGCGAUGAUCCGGACGCACUGGACGAGCUGUCCGAGGGCUUCGCUAGUGGGUUGCGGGGUCAGCUGUGUGGUGAGCAGACGAACUGUACCCUGCUGACCCGGUUGCCGGUGUGUGAGCUGGGACCGGGAUCGGGAUCGGGAGCGGGCGGUGGUGAUGAGGCCACCCGGUACCAUGUGGUCAAGCGCCGUAGUGCCGCAACGCAGCCAACCAAGGGGGAGAAGGAACAGCAGCAGCAGCAGCAGCAGCAGGAGCUGGUGCGUCAGCGCUCCACGGUCAAGGUGGUCGUGUACAAGCGGCUCUCGCAGGAGCUCGGCCUAUGGCGUAGCGAUGGUAAGAAGUCGGAAAACAUCAAGCGCAUCAAGGAGGAGCUGAGGAAACUGAAUGGGAAUGAGAAGCUGCGCCGGCGCCUGGGUGCCCUCGAUCUUGACCUGAGCGUGCUGCGGCUGGACGAGCUGGUGCAGUGCGCGAAUGGUAGCAUCGCCCGGAAGCUACAGUGCGUGAACUGCCCGCGGGGCACGUACCACAACUACACGCUCGGUAAUAGCUGCCCGAGCUGCCCGAUCGGUACGUACAACGAGCGGGCUGGCCAAACCGCAUGCCAACCCUGUCCCGUGAACCACUCCACCAGCCGCCCCAAUGCCAAGCACGCACACGACUGUAAACCCCAGUGUCCACCCGGGACGGUGGCCCGGUUGAAGCCGAUUGCCGUCGUUCGUCGGCCAAAUGGAAGUGGCCGUGGUGCACACCAGGUACCCGUCACCAAGUACCAGAAAACACUGAUGCCAUUCUGCCGUAAGUGUGAACCCGGCUACUACCAGGGCCAGUACAACCGGGCCCAGUGUCAGCCGUGCCCGGCGGGGUAUGGUUCGGCCCGUGGGUCCAUCUCGGUCGCCGAUUGUUACCCUUUGGUGUCACCGCUCGACCGUCACCGAGGUUGCCGGGAGUGUAGUAACCACGGCCGUUGCCCGGCAGGUGGCGACGCAAACGAUGGUUGCGUCUGCGACGAAGGGUAUGUGGGGGAGCGGUGCGAGCUUGCGAUCAACCCGUGUGCCUCGGCACCCUGCCUCAACGGUGGUACCUGCGUAGCGGUCGCCAAUGGUACCGACUUCGAGUGUCACUGCCGGCCACCGUACCUGGGCGGUUCGCACUGUGAGCUGUACGUGGAUCCCUGCCAGACACCGGUCCUUCUGCCUGCCAAUGACUCCUCCUUCUCCUCGGCACCCUGUGCACGAGAGGGGGGCAGCUGCGUCGAGGUAGAUGGUGCCGCCGUCUGCGAGUGUCGCCCCGGGUACGAGGGGGCGCGGUGCGAGCGGCACCGGGAUCACUGCAACCCGAACCCCUGCCUGUACGGUGGGGUGUGUGUGAGCGCCGGUGACGGUUACAGUUGUGUGUGCCGUGCCGGUAAGACGGGCCGCCGGUGCCAUCUGGAACCGUGCGAUUACCUGCCGUGCAGUGGCCGUGCUCGUUGCCUGAAUGGACGCCAGGGGAACGCAUGGAGAACGCCUGGAGCCAGUGUUGUGGAGGAGGAACAGGUACACUUCCGGGAGGCGGUCGCUCAACGGCGCCGGCAGCAGCAACAGCAGCAGGAGCUGGAGCUGGUGGAUGAGCUACCUGCGCCCCCGACCUCGUUGCCUGCGCCUCUCGCCUCUCGUGAUUACCGCUGCGUCUGUCCAGUCGGCUGGCGGGGACCGAACUGUACCGAGGUGGACAAUCCGUGUGAUGCGCCGGGGAUCGGUCACGGUGGGAUGUGCCUGAACGGUGGUACCUGCGUUCCGCUGAAGCUACGUCACGCUGUCGACAAUCAAGACCAAGAAGAAGAAGAAGAAGAAGAGGAAGAGGAGCGAACCGAGAUGGCGGCUGCAGCGGAUGACGACGAGGUGUACCGGAUGGUUCGGUGUGCCUGCCGGCCCGACUAUACCGGUGACCGGUGCGAACAGCAGGUAGCCACCGAUUUCCUGGUCGAUCUGAGUGAACCGGGCACCGCCCGGGAGUUCCUGAAGCUACGGCUCCGUUCCGGCACCGCCGGUGACGCCGACUGGCGUGAGAUCGGUCUCUGCGGGUGGUUUGAGACGCGCGACAGCUUCAACUAUGGGACGCUCGUUUCGUACGCGACGCACCACCACGACAACACGCUCACACUGACCGAUUACAGUGGUUUGGUGGUGUACGUCAACGGGCAGCAUGUCGUCACCAACGUGACGCUCGUCGAUGGCGAGUGGCACUUUGUGUGCGUGAGCUGGAAUGGCGCCCGGCAGGGCCGUUGGCACCUGUACCUCGAUGGAGUGGUACGGGCGGCCGGUGUGGGAUUGGCCACCGGUUCCACCAUCCCGGCCGGUGGUCUGUUCGUGCUCGGCCAGGAACAGGAUGUGGUCGGCGGUGCGUUCAGUGCCACCGAAGCGUACCGGGGUCGCAUCGCGUACGUGGAUGUGUGGGCCCGAGAGCUGACGGGGGCGGAGGUUGCUAGCUACUACCGUGCAUGCGCCACCACCACCACCACCGCUCCCUACCACGGUGACAUCAUGCGCUGGACGGAUCUGAGGACGCGAGCCGCGGCGUCCGGUCGGGUGCGGUACGCUGCAUCCGGCUUCUGCCGUCAGUGUCCCCGCAACCUGUCGCUACCGCACGGUUCGGUGACGUACGAUGAGGGCCUGACAGGCGGACAGGCCGUGUUCCGGUGCGGGGAAGGGUACGAGCUGGUCGGUCCACCGCUUGCCCACUGUCUGCGCACGUCGCGUUGGAACAACCCCCGGGAGCAACGAUACUGCAAGCUGGUAAGGUGUGGAGUAUUGGCGGCCCCACUCAAUGGGUGGGUCAGCUUUUCGAAAACCAGCUACGGUGGUGUAGCCCAGUUCGGCUGUGACGAAGGGUUCCUGCUGGACGGGCCUCCAGUGACGCUCCGGUGCAUGGCAACGGGCGCCUGGUCCGGGCCGGUACCGGCCUGCAUUAGCGUCGUACGUUGUCCGGCGCUCGUGCCCAGUAGCACUCCACUGAUCCAACCGAUCAUCAUCUACGCGACCGAGCGGGGCAUUAUCGGUGGUGCACCGGCCGACAGCUACGACGAGGGUGUGAUGGCGGAGGUACGGUGCCCCGAAGGUUACGAGCUACCGGCGGAUGCCGAGAACCUGCUGACGUGCGGUGACGGUGGCCAGUGGGAUCUGUUACCCUUGCCAGAGUGCACACCGACAACGAUAACGUCGACGACGACGAUGACGACGAUGACGACGACAACGGUGGCGACCUUCCCGAUCUCCGAGGACAACCGUCGGCCGGAUGAGCGUUUCUGGAAGAACUUGCGGGACUACCUGCAGCAUGGUUGCAGCGACACGGACACGGACGGCAGGAGCCGCUCCCUGUUUUGCUUCCUACCCGCGCCCGGACCGACCGAUCCGGGUUGGCCGGAUUUGAGUGAACUGCCGGCGCCGACGGCUGCCGGUCCGAACCUAGAGGCGAAGCUCCUUGCGUUGCUCGUACGCGCAUCAGCUGAGAGGGCAGGGGUCGAGCCGCGGACCACGAUCGAACUGCGGCCGGUUUAUCUGCUCAACUAUCUCCUGUACGGGGUGGCCGGACCGGUCGAUCGUGCCCUGCGCUAUCCGGAGCCACUCGAGCACGGUUACCGUGCUGUCAUCUGUCGCUAUAUCGACGCCAUUGUGCAGGAGGAGCGGGAACCCGAGGGAAGCACGAGCGUCAAGCUGAAGGUGCUGCUAACGAGGGCGUUCCGACCGAUCUACGAGCAGUACCGGCGAUGGACGUUGCAGCCGAUGGCGACGGCGACGCCUGCGCCGCCGGCGACUCAUCCUGAACCAUCCGAGCACGCGGUCCGGCGCUGUCCGUUGCACCAUCUGCCCCGGCCACCGAUCGACAGCCGGGUGGUGGGCAUCGAAUCCAAGCGCCACUCAUCGUCACUCGCGGACGGUGCGGCGCCCGACGCUGGCGGCGGCGGCUGGCAGUUUGAGCAGUUGCGGGCGAGCGGACUCGCGGUCGAACCCGGCACACGCAUCCGGUAUGGGUGCGAGCGGGGCUUCACGAUGCGUGGCCGCGGUAUUAGCGAGUGUGCCCGGGAUGGCCGUUGGACCGCGCUCGAUGGUUUCUGUGAGGGUGCACUGUGUGAGGAUCCACCGAUGCGCCCCCUAAUGCACAUUGCGCCCGGUUCCCGCGACACACACUACUACGUCGACGACGAGCUGGAGUACCGGUGUGAACCGGGCCACACGCUCCAGGGCCACCCGAUCGUGCGCUGCCAACCGAACGGACGCUGGACGCCCAUUAUGGCGCGUUGUGGCCGCAUAUCGUGCGGCCGGCCGGCCCUCCUACCCACCGCACGCAUCAUCGGCGGUAACUCGUUCCAGUUCGGGGACUCGCUCCGGGUGCGCUGCGAUGCGACGCGUACGAUCGACAUCACGUGCCAGGCCAGCGGCGGCUGGACACCGUUCGGUGAGUGCUGAAACCUGAGACCUCCCAACCUGGUCUCUGGGAACACAACGGAACUUAAGGGGGGGCUUCGGUUAUUUCGAGUCAAAAAAGGGCUUAUUUUUGACGAUUUAUUGUGCUGAAACCAUUAAGCUUUAUUUUUUCAAAAGAAUGUCAUAUUAAACUACAACUUUUCAAGAACAUUUGGUUCUAUUUUGGGGAAGAUUUGAUCAAAACUACGUUCAUGGCAUCCAUUCUAGAAAGGCAAGUUUUCAAAAAUGUACUUUUUGCGGUGCCCAUCGUAGCUACGUGCUGUGUCAUCUGAAACAUACAAAUGGGUAUUCUUUUGUUAGAUUAUAAGUUUAUCCAGGUAGCCCCGUCGAGUUUUUGGUGAAUUUCUCGUUUUUCGAUUUUUGGCAGAUUUUUAAAGUUGAAAAAGUGUUACUUUUUUCGAUGUUGCCUCAAAAACCGAGUUUUAUAUAAUUAAAUGAAUUAUCAAAAAAAAGUAACAACAAUUUUAACAAAAACUCGACGGGGUUACCUGGCAAAUAGUGUACAGAUUAUGUGUUCAAAAUUUCAAAUCGAUCGGUCCAGUAGUUUUUAUGCUACGAUGGGCACCGACUUUGAAAACGCAGGUUUUGGGAAUCACGAUUCAAAGCCUUGUAUGAAAGACGGAUUUUCAAAAAUCAAUAUCUUUGACAAUUUUGCUUCGAUUGAUCCCAAAGUUUUACACAAUACUCUUGAAAGGAUAAGCACUCACAAAAAAUUGUUAAAAGUAAAUGCGAAGAAUUAAAAUAAAAUACCGAAGCCCCCCCUUAACGCAACGCAGUGCACGCAAUGGUGAUGGCGAUCCCCAAAACAACCCAAAAUAAAAAUCCGAAACUAUCGAGCCGGAGUGUAGCGAGUCCGAGUUGUAUGGUUUGUAGUAAGUUUAUUUCAACAACAGCAUGCUCCCGCAACCCGUCACGACGGACCGUCUCGGUAAAGUACACGUAUAAUUUCACUAUUUAUAAAUGAUUGUUGGAUACUUUGUGGCUUUGUGGCGCGGCACGAUCUAGCCCCCCCACACUGCUGUGUGCGUGUGUGUGUGUGUGUGCUGCGAGACUGCCUGCCUGUACCGCCGCCGCUGUGGCACCGACUGCAAUCCUGAGGAUUGGACUGGACUGGAGGCCAGGCCAGGGUAGUAGCCAGGGGUUUCAGGCUCAGAUCCAUCAUCAUCCUCACCCUGGGAAGCGGCGG
This is a messenger RNA of Anopheles darlingi, 8633 nucleotides long. RefSeq names its product sushi, von Willebrand factor type A, EGF and pentraxin domain-containing protein 1-like. The transcript has 7 exons. Gene Ontology annotation, molecular function: calcium ion binding. The record is from RefSeq and is a predicted model, not a curated record. Bases 233 to 7429 code for a protein of 2398 amino acids. NCBI's taxonomy places the organism in Eukaryota, Metazoa, Arthropoda, Insecta, Diptera, Culicidae.